Misgurnus anguillicaudatus (oriental weatherfish) is the source of this 6246-nucleotide messenger RNA. NCBI's taxonomy places the organism in Eukaryota, Metazoa, Chordata, Actinopteri, Cypriniformes, Cobitidae. The record is from RefSeq and is a predicted model, not a curated record.
CGCGCGCUGCGGGGAGAGAGAGAGACACGGACGAACCGAACCGGGCGGUCACGUCCACAGGGAAACCAACCGUCGUUGUCAGGUCUAAUUACACCAGUCGUUGAAAAAAGCUGUCAGUGCCGUAUAGCUUUGGAAGAUUCGGGAUUUUUUUUCAGGAUGCUCAUCUAUCAACCUGUGCAGCGGGGAAAUAUCCCGCAAGUCGUGAUUUUGGGUUCGGGCUGGUGUUAAAAAUCUCGCUUCAGUGGAUGAAAAGGCCCUGAUAUAUCGGCGCAUCGCAGAAAGCAGGAAAGUGAGGAAAUACCGAUAAAAUAUCAUAACCAACGCGCCACAGCACGCAUUCGCCGUUCGGUGUUUUGAUGCGCAAGGUCUGUGUUUACCUGAGGUGCCUUUGAAACUGGAUACCUGCUGUGUGCUCAUAAGAGUGGGGGUUCUAAAGCCUCUUAGUGUGUGGUAUUUGAAUUAAAGUUAUAUUCAUCUUCAUUGUGUAUUUAUAGACAGAUCGUUUUGACAGUAUCCUCUUGGGAGGACUGGGAUUGUGUUUGCUAACCGAAACCUAGUGGGCAAUCAAUAAAAAUAACUCAGCUUUAAGAUUCAUUAAAGAUUAAUUAAAUACCUUAUUCUCAAAUCGUUGAGGUCAAUAGCCAUUUUCAAAGAGUUCUUUCAGAGAGAUACACCCAGUCUUUUACAGGUCACUUCAAGUGUAAGCCAGGAUUCUUCCUGCAUUGGUUUCUGUGCUGUAAACCUCUGAGCUCUAGAUAAGGUCAGGAUUCGAACCCUACUUUCAAACCUGCCCAAUCCAUAGCUGUGAUCCCAUACAUUUGCAACCAUUCGCCCCUCUCUUGCCACAGCAGUUCUCCCAUCCAGGCCCCGCUCCAACCAGGCGCCAAGCAUGGCGCCCCAGGGGCGGGAUCACCUGGUCACACGGGAGUCUGCAGCUCGUAGACGAAGCCCAAAUGUCCGUCACACGCUCAGCCCUGAGAAUCUAAGAAGCUUAACUGAGCGCGGCGGGGCCGAGCAGGCUGGAGUGGGACUCCUCAGAGCCAACAGUGACACGGACCUGGUCAGUUCUCAAGGGCGUUCAUCACUCACAGCAUCUACUUUGGAAUUCACCAUGGGCCGGGGACAGAACUUGGUCAUCUCAUGGGAUAUCAAGGAGGAGGUGGAUGCUACAGACUGGAUUGGGCUGUAUCACAUAGAUGAAACUUGUCCAUCAAACAUGUGGGAUUGCAAGAAUCGUGGAGUUAAUGGUUCACAGUGUGGUCAGAUUGUCUGGAGACUGGAGGCAGGGUCGUACUUCCAGGAACCUGAGACAAGGAUCUGUUUUAAGUACUACCAUGGUGUGAGUGGUGCAUUGAGAGCCACAACUCCCUGUAUCACAGUCAAGAACCCUAGAGCUUUGGCUGAUGGUCAAGGUGACGGACAACAGACCUCAGACAGCAGUCGAAAACUGGUCAGCUUUACUUUGUCAGAUAUUCGUGCUGUGGGGCUGAAGAAGGGAAUGUUUUUCAAUCCAGACCCUUAUCUAAAGAUGAGUAUCCAUCCAGGCAAGAGAAGCUGCUUUCCGACCUUUUCCCAUCAUGGCCAGGAGAGAAGAUCUGGCAUCACGACAAACACUACUAACCCCAUUUGGCAUGGAGAGAAACAUACUUUUGUGGCUCUUAUGACAGAUGUCUUAGUAGUAGAAGUUAAGGACAAGUUUGCUAAAAGUCGACCGAUUAUUAAGCGCUUUCUGGGUCAGCUGAACAUGCCCGUACAGAUGCUGCUGGAGAAACACGCAUCAGGGAACCAAUCACUGAGCUUCUCUUUGUGCCGACGGUUGCCCACUGAUCAUGUGAGCGGCCAAAUGCACUUUAAGGUCGAUGUUACAUCUAUGGGCCCAGAUGACAUUUCCCCAGAGACGAUUCUUGGGGCAGCAGCUCUCAAUGGAGCUCCAGGAACCCCUUCAGAUGACGAAGACCUACCCCACCCUCUCCCGGUCCAGUCAGCGGAUCCUUCCCCCACAGGCUCCCAGGCUUCUCAUAGAAACGGGGAAGGAAGCAGCAUACCCUCUCCAGACACAGAGAUCUAUGGUGCCACCCUGGACGACGAGGGCCCUUCUUCCCCUGACCUGCUCCAAGGUUCUUUCAGCGAGCAGCUUGAUGCCAUUGAGGCCCCUAAAAGGCCAGGAGAGAGGCCUCUUGGGGCAGCAUCUCCUAAAUUGCACUCCAGCUUUCCUACACAUACUCGCCUUAGCGCCAUGCUACACAUUGACUCAGAUGAAGAUGAGGAGAGGUCCGGCGCUACGGAGGCCACAUCGGUAACAUUUAACGGUUACCCAAAGACUCUACUGCCAGGGAAAAUGAAAGUACCUGUGCCUAAAGGAACUAUAGGGAAACCUCCAGGAGAGGCUGGGUCGAAGUGUGAAAAUGUUGAAACUGAGGUGGCUGCUGAGAUGGAGGUAAUGCCGAGUUCAGUGGCCCCUGAGGUAGAAACCGCCAGCUUGCUGGAGAAGCAUGUGGAGGAGGAAGUGGAGGUAGAAGAGGAGGAAGAGGGGUUGGCACCCAGCGAGGAGCUGGCAACCGAAGUCGAUAUCUCCUCAAUGGCAUCUGACAGCUGUGUGGUCCCAGAAUCUGCUUCUCAGGAAGCAGAACAGGGAGCUGAGGCAGCCAUUGAUCCAGGAGGAGAUGAUCUUUCAGAUGACCCGCCCACAACUUAUGAGGUUGCUGAGACUGUUGAGGAGACUCCUCCAACCAAUGAGAUAGAGAGGGGUGUGCCACAACCAACCAUUGAAGAGGAAGAAUGUGAAGAUGUGACUGAGGACACAAUGUCCAGAAGGUGGAGUCUGGAGGCGACAGCAGGUGUGUCACAGGAGGACGAGGAAGAGGAGCUAAUGCAUUCAGGGGAUGGAGAAUCUGUGGAUUCUGAGACUUUCGUUACAGAGACAGAAUCAGGUGUCCCUCAGAUAAAUGGAGAUGUUCACUCUCUGCCCUCCAUAAGACAGGACAUCCACAGAUACCAGCGUGUGGACGAGCCCCUACCUCCCAACUGGGAGGCUCGCAUCGACAGUCAUGGCCGUAUUUUCUUUGUGGAUCAUGUGAAUCGCACAACGACCUGGCAGAGACCCACAGACCCACCUGCUCCUCAAGGUCUCACCCGUUCCAGCUCCAUACAGCAGAUGGAGCAACUCAACCGCAGGUAUCAGAGCAUUCGUAGAACAAUGACCAGUGAAAGAUCUGAGGAGCAAAGAGUGGAGGAACCGUCUCCUGAUGAAACAGACAUGUUACCUAACUCUAUCUCUGAAUUUCGGAGGGACGGCUUUGCGGGUCAAGCAAGCGCACGCUCUCGUCUAGCUUUGCUGCUUCAGUCACCCGGUGCAAAGUUCCUCUCCAGUCCCGACUUCUUUUCUGUACUGCAUUCAAAUCCUAGUGCCUAUCGUAUGUUCACAAGUAACACAUGUCUGAAGCACAUGAUCAGUAAGGUUCGGCGGGACGCCCAGCACUUCGAACGUUACCAGCACAACCGAGACCUUGUCAAUUUCCUCAAUUUGUUUUCCAACAAGCAGCUGGAGCUGCCACGGGGCUGGGAGAUGAAACAUGACCAAACUGGCAAGCCUUUCUUCGUAGACCACAACUGUCGUGCCACAACGUUUAUUGACCCGCGGCUGCCCCUACAGAACUCUCGUUCUAGCGGCCUGUUGGCUUACAGACAGCACCUGUCCCGCCAGCGCAGCCACAGCACAGGAGACGUUGCUGAUGAGUCUCGCUCUCCAAGCCCCCCUGUCCAGGGCCGGUCAUCCAAUAACUUUGGUGGUUCAAGGAACACUCAGUACCAAGACUUGGUACCUGUUGCCUAUAAUGAGAAGAUUGUCGCAUUUCUACGACAACCCAACAUUUUUGAGAUUCUGCAAGAGAGACAACCAGAGCUUGUCAGAAAUCACUCACUCAGAGAAAAAGUUCAGUUUAUUCGUAAUGAAGGAGCAACUGGGUUGGCCCGCUUGUCUAGUGAUGCAGACCUAGUUAUGUUACUCAGCCUGUUUGAAGAGGAAGUGAUGUCGUAUGUGCCACCCAAUGCCUUGCUGCUAUCCAGCUACUGUCAUGCCUCCCCACAGAACUCCCCUGGAACUCCAAGAGCAAAUGCUCGAGCCCCUGCACCCUACAAGCGUGAUUUUGAGGCCAAAUUAAGAAACUUUUACCGCAAACUGGAGACCAAGGGCUACGGGCAAGGGCCAGGAAAAGUGAAGUUGAUCAUUAGAAGAGAUCAUCUGCUGGAAGAUGCUUUCAACCAGAUCAUGUGCUAUUCUCGCAAAGACCUCCAGAAGAGCAAACUAUAUGUUAGCUUCGUUGGAGAAGAAGGGUUGGAUUAUAGUGGUCCAUCCAGAGAGUUCUUCUUCCUGGUUUCCCGUGAGCUCUUUAAUCCAUACUAUGGACUGUUCGAAUACUCAGCUAAUGACACUUACACUGUGCAGAUCAGCCCCAUGUCAGCCUUUGUGGACAACCAUCAUGAGUGGUUUCGAUUCAGUGGACGAAUACUGGGUCUUGCUUUAAUUCAUCAGUAUCUAUUGGAUGCGUUCUUCACUCGACCCUUCUACAAAGGUCUUCUUCGCAUCCCUUGUGAUCUAAGUGACCUGGAGUUUCUGGAUGAGGAGUUUCAUCAGAGUCUGCAGUGGAUGAAGGACAAUGAUAUUGAGGAUAUGCUGGACCUUACCUUUACGGUUAAUGAAGAAGUAUUUGGACAGAUUACAGAGCGUGAGCUGAAGCCGGGCGGGUCUGGCAUCCCUGUGUCAGACAAGAACAAGAAGGAAUAUAUUGAACGCAUGGUGAAAUGGAGGAUUGAGAGGGGUGUGGCCCAGCAGACAGAGAGUCUUGUUCGAGGAUUCUAUGAGGUGGUGGAUGUCCGACUUGUCUCCGUCUUUGAUGCUCGAGAGCUGGAGUUGGUUAUUGCUGGUACAGCAGAGAUUGACCUGUCAGACUGGAGAAGCAAUACAGAAUACAGAGGAGGUUACCAUGACAACCACAUAGUGAUUCGAUGGUUCUGGGCUGCAGUGGAACGUUUCAAUAAUGAACAAAGGCUACGACUUCUUCAGUUUGUUACAGGCACUUCCAGUGUUCCCUAUGAAGGCUUUGCCUCUCUGCGGGGCAGUAAUGGCCCACGUCGAUUCAGCGUGGAGAAAUGGGGCAAGGUCACCUCUCUCCCACGGGCUCACACCUGCUUCAACCGUCUGGAUCUUCCUCCCUACCCCUCCUUUUCUAUGCUUUAUGAAAAGAUGGUCACUGCUGUGGAGGAGACCAGCACAUUUGGUCUGGAGUGAGCUCCUGCCAUAGCAAAAGUGCUACUGAAUAUUUUUUCCUGUUCACCACAACCUGGCUCCCCAUGCAGCCAUUUUCUUCCACCUUGUGUCAUCCUCACACUUCUAUUGGUGAAAGUCUACACAUCUGGAAUAUAUGCCAUCAAAUGACUUACUGGAGAAGUGCCAACUCCUGAUCCUUACGUUAUGAACUUAGUACUGAAUGCCAACUGUGAUAAUUGUAUUUUAAUCCACACAAUGAAAGACUUACAUACAUAGUCACAGACAUCAGAGCUGGAGUCUUGAUCAUUUAGCUAUAGAGAUGGUCGUAGAUUAUGGACUUAUCAAAAUAAGUGCAUUUGAUUUAAAUUUGAAAAAGAGACUGUGGUCCUGACAAAACUGUGUUCCUAAAAGUCCAAAGAGAGGCUAAUUUACAGUAAUCUAGUCACUUUGAUGUAGGCGGUUUUAUGUCUUCACAUUUUCAGGGACAUCCCUAUGAUGAUUAAUGCUGCAGUUAUUUGUCACGGUUAGUUUUUUAGUCGAGAUGGACUUUUAUAUGGUUCCAUUUUUGGAGGUUUAACUGCUGAGAAGGAUUUCUACUUGGGGUUUUGGUUUUAAAGGGUCUUAUUCAGAGUUUGGCUAUAGGUUCUGGGUUGAAAGGAUAUUGAUCUUGACUGCAGCUCUGAAACCACAUCAACUUAAUUUUGUCCAGAAUAACAAGCAAAUGAAAUGCACACGAAAACACUUAAACAGCAUGCAUACCCUCUUACUGUGAUCCUUGCACCAAAUGUAGUAAUGAUAGCAUAGAAACUAAAGAUAUGGACUAGUAACCCAAAGGCCCUGGGUUCAAACUUUGGGAAGGAACUAGAGUUCAUGUAUCAACAUUUUGCCUUUAAGCAAGGCAUUUAUCCCAAGUUCCAGAGUGAUUGUAAAUGUAUCCUAAAUGACUUUGGUUAGAAAGCUUUUUGGUGUCUACUAAACAA